Entrophospora sp. SA101 is the source of this 1146-nucleotide messenger RNA. Lineage: Eukaryota; Fungi; Glomeromycota; Glomeromycetes; Entrophosporales; Entrophosporaceae. The record is from the annotation of a GenBank genome assembly.
AUGAUUGCUGAAGAGCGUGAUGGAAUGUGUCUUUCAACUGAAUAUAAAGAUAAUAGAACUCCAUUAAUGUGGCGUUGUUCUAAGAACCAUGUAUGGAGUGCUCCACUUUCUAGAAUUAAAAAUUUAGGACAAUGGUGUCCGCAAUGUGCAGGUAAUAUGAAACUUACUCUUGAGGUCACUAAACAAAUUGCACUAUUAAGGGGUGGAGAAUGUCUAUCGGAAAGGUAUGUUAAUCAACGAUUGCCAUUACUAUGGCGUUGCAUUAAAGGUCAUAUAUGGAAUGCAUCUUUUAAUAACAUAAAAAAUCAUGGCAAAUGGUGUCCACAUUGUGCAGGAAAUGCCCGUCUUACUCUUGAAGAUGCUAAGCAAAUCGCGCUUAGCCGAAAUGGUAAAUGUCUUUCAACUUCAUAUAGUAAUUCUAAAAUUCCGAUGACGUGGAAAUGCCAUCAAGGUCAUAUUUGGAGCAGUCCGUUUCAUAACAUUAAAAAUUCUGGUUCAUGGUGCCCAUAUUGUGCGGGUAUUGCAAAACUAACCCUUGAGGAUGCAAAGGAAAUUGCACUAUCUAGGAGUGGGGAAUGCCUUUCGAUUGAAAAACAAUGGUGUCCAUUUUGCAUUGGUCGUUAUCAAACAAUUGAGGAUAUGCGUAAACUCGCACAAGUAAAAAAUGGCGAUUGCCUUUCAGAUCAAUACUAUAACUCACGUACCAAGCUAGAAUGGAUUUGUGAGAAUAAACAUCAAUGGAAAGCUAUUCCUAAUAGUAUUCAACAAGGAACUUGGUGUCCAUUCUGCCCAAAAUAUAAGAGAGAAAAGCUGUGUCAUGAGAUUUUAACAAAGUAUCUUGGUGCCCCUUCACUAAUCCGCAGACCUGAUUUCUUAAAGACACAAGAAUAUCCAAAUGGACUAGAACUUGAUAUAUUUUAUCCGCAAUAUGGCUUCACAAUUGAAGUACAAGGCAUACAACACGAAAAAUAUCACGAAUUCUUUCACGGAGGGGAUCCCAAUAAUUUUAUCAAACAGCAAGCAUGGGAUCAACUCAAGAAAGAAUUAUGUGAAGAAAACUGGAUUGCUUUAAGGUAUGUUUGGUACUACGAAGACCCAUAUAUAGUUAUUCCGAAACAUCUUCUGGAAUUGGGUCUUAUUGAGUAA